AUGUUGAGAGGCAUAAUUGGAAAAUGGACUUUGGCUUUGACAGUAUUUGCUUUCAGAUAUAUUCCUCAGAAAGCUGUCAAAGGACAAGUCGUAGUAGACUUCCUAGCAGAUCAUCAAGGGGAAAAUAUUGAAAACAUGGACUCUUUGGACAUAGCAAACGCAGAUCUGCUGACUAGAGCUCAUACUUGCCUUAACAAUCCUAUCUAUUCAGUUCACCUCACACCUUGGAAGCUGUACUUCGACGGAUCAAAAACUGAUGUAGCUUCUGGGGCAGGAAUUGUUUUGGAGGAACCGCCAGGGAUCAGACAUUGUUAUUCUUUCCAGUUAGAUUUCCAGUGCACCAACAACAUGGAAAAAUAUGAGGCUUUAAUCUUUGGCCUAGAAAUGCUGGUGGAAAUUUUGGGAGAUUCUAUGCUUGUGUUGAAAUAG
Prunus armeniaca (apricot) is the source of this 429-nucleotide messenger RNA. Lineage: Eukaryota; Viridiplantae; Streptophyta; Magnoliopsida; Rosales; Rosaceae. The record is from the annotation of a GenBank genome assembly.